Messenger RNA from Polistes canadensis, 1188 nucleotides. Its product is annotated as copper homeostasis protein cutC homolog. The record is from RefSeq and is a predicted model, not a curated record. The coding region runs from base 234 to 998 and encodes 254 amino acids. The transcript has 2 exons. Lineage: Eukaryota; Metazoa; Arthropoda; Insecta; Hymenoptera; Vespidae. Gene Ontology annotation, molecular function: copper ion binding.
UCUUCUGAUUAUUAUAUGUAGUUAAUGAAAAGUCGUGCAUAUAAAUACAUAGAUUGGUAGCAAAAAAAGAUGUAACAAAUUUCUUUUUAUUUUAUUAUUUCAAGUGUACGUGCUUAAUUAUUCGAGAAGUUUAAUUAUUUCAUUUAUUAAUGUAAUCAAUAUUUAUUAUUGAAUAAAUUAUACGUGACAUUUUACAAUUGGACUGAAGUUGAAGUCUCGUAAAAUAAGCUGUGAUGAAGGAAAUAAGUUUAGAAAUUUGCGUGGACACAAUUGAAUCAGCAAAAAAUGCCGUGAUUGGUGGCGCCACCAGAUUGGAAAUUUGUUCGGCGUUGUCCGAAGGUGGCCUAACGCCAACCCCAGGUUUGAUAAAACGUAUUCGUGAGAUAUCACCGAUACCGAUUUAUGCGAUGAUUCGUGUUAGAGGUGGAAAUUUCGUUUACAGUCGAGAAGAGAUGGAUAUUAUGUUGGACGAUUUAAAAACUUUGAAAGAAUUAAAUGUGGACGGUUUUGUUUUUGGUGCAUUAACCAGUGAUCGACAAAUUAAUGUAUCGGAUUGUACAGAAAUCAUAAAUGCGGCGUAUCCGCUUCCGGUAACAUUUCAUCGUGCUUUCGAUGUAUUACUGGAUGAACCUUCGGUAGCCAUUGAAAUUUUAAUAAAUCUCGGUUUUAAAAGGAUACUAUCGUCGGGACGAAAAGAAACGGCCGAAAAAGGGCUCGAUCUUUUAGCAGAAAUGUGCAAAAUAGCUGAUAAGAGAAUUUCGAUAAUGCCAGGUUGCGGUAUUACACCGGAUAAUUUAAUGAAAAUUAAAUUGGGAACUGGUGCCGAUGAAUUUCACGCUUCGGCUAAAUGUAAGAAACAAUUAUGUCCGGGUUUUGAUCGACAAACUAAUUCGAUUAAGAUGGGUGUCGUGUCUGAAGAUGAUUUGAUCAUGGUUACCAAUAGUGAUUCGGUCAGACAAAUGAUUAACAUAUUGUUUAACGUUAUUCCGCAUGCGUGAUUACUUAAAAAGUAAUAUAUAUGAAAAGUAGGGUAUAUAGAAAAUGGCGGUAAUAGUGUAAUCUUCGCGACACUAUUAAAAUGCAGGAUGUACAUUCCAAAUUUGACCUAAUUGUCAGAGAAAAUCCAAUUAUUAAAUUAAAUAAUAGUAAUAUCCAAUUAUAAUAUAAAUCCAAUUAUUGAAUUAAAUA